AUGUUCAAUCAUCUUUUAGAGUUUCAUAAUCAAAUGCUUUUAGUUUAAGCCCUCUCUAAUAAAAUACAUGAAAUUGAAUAUUUUUAGAAGACUGGAAAGCCUUAUAAAUAUGGAAAUAAUGAAGAAUUCAUUAUAGACGGAUAACAACUAAUUGAAUUCUAUUUUUAUGACUAUAUGAUGCUUUAAGGGUAUUUAUAUUAACAUUAAAGUAGAUUUCCAAACGAAUAAAGCUAAUUAAAAAAGCCUAGUGACAUUAUUUAACUACGUUAGAGACUGAUAAAUGACAAAUAUCUAUCAGAGAUGGCAAUCUUGUUAAAUCUAUAAAAUCUUAUCAAAGUUGGAAACUAAAAAUCAUUAAAGUAUUUCUUACUAAUUUAAUAAUCUUAGAAACAAUCCAAAAAUAUUAUCGGAUUGUCUAAAAUCAAUCAUAGGAGCCCAUUACUAUGAUAAGUAAAAUGAUCUUGAAACUCUAAGAGAUCUUAUUCACCCAAUCAUUGUUUAAUUAUUGAAUAAGUAGUGAAAAAAAAUAUUUUUAGAGGAGAGUAAAUAACUAAAGCCCAAUGGAAAUAUAAUCCCAAGUCAUCAUUUUUAGAAUACUUAAACUCAUUAAAAGGACAAUUAGACAUAAACCCUAAAUUGACUAUAGAAUGGAAAAAAGAUGAUUGUGUUUAAAAUUCAAAUAAAUCUAUAUACUAAAUUACAUUAGAAUUAAAUAGUACUUUGAAAAUAUAAAAAUUUGGAAUGAACAAAAGAGAAACAGAAUAAAAUGUAUAUUUAGAAGCUUUGAUUUAGUUGAGAAAAUAUGAUAUAAAGCACAACUAAAAUUAGUAAACGCUAAAUCAACAAAAAACAAAAAUAAUUUAAAUUUAAGAUGAAUCUUAAUUUUUAACUUCCCUCAAUUCAACUAUAAAUAAUCAAGAUUUAACUUUACAUAUUUUUAGUGAGUAAAAUUAAGAUAAAUAUAACCUUGAUUGCGAUUUAUAAUUUAACCUUAUUUUGGAGAAGCUUGCAUUUGAGUGA
Molecule: messenger RNA, 1020 nt
Organism: Paramecium pentaurelia
Lineage: Eukaryota; Ciliophora; Oligohymenophorea; Peniculida; Parameciidae
Source: the annotation of a GenBank genome assembly